AUGACAGUAUCAUUUUCUCAUCGCACUUAUGCUCGCGAGGAGCAAGCAACGAGCUAUCUUUCUUCCCGAGGAACCCAGGGCUUAGUUAUCAGCGUCGUGUUCACCAGUCUCGGAGCCUUCCUUGUUCUUGCCCGUGUAUAUACUCGAACGAAGCUGAUCAAACGAAUGGAAGCCAACGACUGGAUGAUAGUUAUUGCAAUGAUUCUAUCGUUUGUCUUCAUGUCUUUCUUCAUAGUGGAAUCUCUCAACGGCAUGGGCAUGCACCUAGUCGACAUUCCGAAGCCAAUUCUCUUGGAGCAGAUGAAGGCUUUCUGGAUAAGCAUACCCUUCUACAACGCAGCGCUUCUCUGCGCGAAGGCCUCAAUCCUAAUGCAGUAUUUCCGCGUUUUCCCAUCCAAACGCAUGCGCCAUAUCUGCUGGUUUAUGAUUGGCAUCCUCGCCACAUACGGCACCUGGGCCGUGUUUAGCGGGUUCCUGAACUGCAUUCCUGUGGCUCGAUUCUGGGAUCCCACGGUUCCAGGAUCCUGCAUUAGCUCGAAGGGCCUGUGGUUCUCUAAUGCGUCUAUGCAUAUCGCCACGGAUCUGGCUAUCCUGGUUAUCCCCAUCCCAGCCCUAGCUAAGCUAGAGUUGCCGAGAAAGCAGAAGGUUGCUCUGAUUUCGAUCUUUGCGGUGGGCGGGUUCGUCUGCAUAACAAGCAUCUGCCGCUUGAUAUCUCUGAAGAAAAUCUCCGACUCCUCAGACCCAACCUACGACAACGUGGGCGCAGCAACCUGGUCCGCAGUCGAAUGCAACGUCGGCAUAAUAUGCGCUUGCCUGCCAACCCUACGCCCCUUAAUCUCGCGUAUGAUCCCGCGACUCCUCUCCUCCGACCACAACCCUCGAUCAAGAUCCAGAGCGAAGUCCAAGAGGCUAUCCCGCAGCCUCGCGCAUACACAUGAGAUACAUCCGCCUGCAUACUGGGGUAUUGCGGGCAUGGGAGUGUCAACUACGAUAACGACACAUAUUGAUGAUCUGGAGUAUGGCACAUGCGAGGGGGAUGCGGAUCGGUAUAGACUUUUGGCGAUGAAUUAUGGCGCUGGGGUUGCAGCUGCAGGCGAGAGUGCAAGGGCGCGGGUGUAUGUUGGGGAUGACCGUGAUGAAGAUGAGGGGAGGGACAGCGAGGGCGCUGUGCGGGGCGGCUCAAAGGACGGGGAGGAGCGGGAAGGAGGACGUAUCGGUACAUGUGAGAAUGAGGGUAUUGUCGUUAGGACGCAAGUGAGGACACACUGA
Molecule: messenger RNA, 1269 nt
Organism: Aspergillus mulundensis
Lineage: Eukaryota; Fungi; Ascomycota; Eurotiomycetes; Eurotiales; Aspergillaceae
Exons: 5
Coding region: 1-1269 (422 amino acids)
Source: RefSeq, a predicted model, not a curated record